Molecule: messenger RNA, 1913 nt
Organism: Halichondria panicea
Lineage: Eukaryota; Metazoa; Porifera; Demospongiae; Suberitida; Halichondriidae
Exons: 5
Coding region: 210-1364 (384 amino acids)
Source: RefSeq, a predicted model, not a curated record
CUUCCAAGAAGGGGGGCGUGGCUGGAGCAGCAAACAAGUUCUACUUUGUGUUAGCUGGCCUGAUUUGCUGCUUCUUUUGCUUGCUUUACAGCUUGCUGAAGUAAGCAAAAACGUUUUUAUAUAGAUAUCACUGGAGUCAUAGCCAACUUAUUCAGUAGAAGAAAGCUUGCAGAACCUGCAAUACACCAGCCCCUCCCCCUUUCAGUUGGAUGGAAGGUUCCAGAAGAACCAGUGCUCGCCAACAGAGUGCUAUAAUUCAGCAUGCAGUGCACCCACCUCAAGGGACGGCAUCAGUAAAACCUGUAGCCAGGCAGCAACCUAUACCAGUGUGUGCAGUACAGCCAGGUCGAGUACUGGAGAUGAGAACAAGCCUUGGUCUGUUGCGAGCAAGACAACUCUUGCAGCAACAAGUAUCCUCUAGUGAUGAUGAGGAUGAGCAAACCCAGCAUCAAGCUCAGAGACUGGUUCGCAACAGAGCCCAACUAAAGUCUGCCAGGCUUCAGCCACUAGGAAUUGUGGAGGAUGAAUUUACCUCCUCUCAACUAUGUCUGGGAGUUGUACCAGCAAGGAGCAGCAGGUGUCAGAGGCCCAGAUCUUCCACCACACACGGAGUACAAUUUGAUAUCUCAGGGUUACAGAAAAAAGUACCUAAAGGAAGACGAAGAAGUCGCUCGGCGAUUCUUGCAAGAACUGUUGACACAGAACACUUGAUGAAGUUGCUAUCGGUUUCCAAACAAACAGGCUUUCAUCCUCAGAACAGCCCGAGAGACCACAAUGAACUGAGCACUGUGGGAGGUCAAUCACCUUCUGUACCUGUAGUACUAAAACCAUUACCCCGGGCCCCUGUAGUGAAGUAUGAUGGUGAACUAGGUAUGAAAGUUGAGGUCAGAGGUCUUCGCCAGACUGAACAACACACUGCACAUUCAAAAAAUGCAACUGAACUCUCACCAAGAAGACAAAAGCUACCUCCGAUAGCCAAAACACCAUUGCCUGUAAAACAAAUAGAACCGAUCAGUAGCUACCGGAAGCGAUCGUCAUCCACACCAACAACGAUCAUUACUCCAAGAAGACCCUCCACCACUGAGCCGAUACGAGUGAGUAUAGUGUCAGUAGGAGAGGCCGUGAUUACAGAGGAGCAGACCAGAACACGACGGCAGAAGAGAAAGAGCAGUGCGAGGUUAAGCCAUGGCUGGAGUCCACCACAAACAGUAGAGCCAAUCACAGGUAGUGCGAUGAUUGGAACAAGUAGAGAACAUUCUCCUCGGAGCAGAGAGGGGUGUGUGAGAGAAGAGGGUGCAUCCAUCAACCCUAAUAAUAGCAUGCUCAUUAAAGUUAAUGUCAAUGAAUAUUUGGACGGUAAUUAGUCAAUCACAUCAUGUUUCAUCUUAUUUUUGAGUAAUAUAUAGAGUGAAUUGUUCAAGAUAAUUUAUAUACGAAAGGGAUGAAAUGAGAGUACAAACCGCACAACAAUAAUACGUUGUCUAAUUACUCAUCACUAGUUUCAGCGUCUUCAGUAAAAGCUUUCUUAGCUUUAUCAAUCUGUUCUUUCAUCAUCAACAAGUCUUUAACUCUUGAAUACUUCUUAGCAUCCUUACGAAUGAUGAAGAUGAUAUCAUUCACUUGCACUCGACCAUUUUUCCCGACAUCCAUAGCUUUAUGAGUCAUCUCAGUUAUAAAUCGAAUAACCAUCUCCUCAAUCAAGUCCACGGUCUCAGCGUAAGGAUUGGGGUCGUCUCCGAAGCCUCUCAUCAUACUCAUGAGCUCGCGAUGAAACAUCCUUUUUUUCUUGGCCGGAGGGGGUCCUGGUUCGUGGGUUACGGCUGGUUCACUCUGACUGUGUUGUAAGGCCGAGGAAUGGGAGCGAGGAGAGUAGGAGAUGCCUGAUGAGGACUGCGAUUUGGGCAUCGGUGCUG